Messenger RNA from Branchiostoma floridae (Florida lancelet), 1196 nucleotides. RefSeq names its product isatin hydrolase-like. The coding region runs from base 146 to 919 and encodes 257 amino acids. The transcript has 5 exons. Gene Ontology annotation, molecular function: arylformamidase activity. Lineage: Eukaryota; Metazoa; Chordata; Leptocardii; Amphioxiformes; Branchiostomatidae. The record is from RefSeq and is a predicted model, not a curated record.
AACGUUAACACAUAGCGCAUGACAUGCAUGUACUUUCCCUGAUCACUGACAACAUUUUACAUUGCACUCUCAGGUACUGUUGGGACUCCACUGUGGUUGUUUGGGACAAUCUGAGGAACCUCGCCUGAUAGACCUGACAUGGACUAUGGAGGAGGGAAUGAACAUGUACCCAACGCACGCAGAAUAUCGCUUCACCAUUGUUUACAGAGGUGAACUGGCUCCUGGGUACCCCGAGUCCUAUCUGGAGUCCAACAACCUCUUCAUGUCUGAACAUACGGGAACUCACCUGGACGCGCCUGCUCACUUCGUGCCUGGGGCCUGGAGACUUGACGAGAUCCCGCUCGGUCACCUGACCGGCCCGGGAGUGGUGGUGGACGUGCGGGACAAGAUCGGGAACAACUCGGACUACGCCAUCACACAACAGGACUUACAGGACUGGGAACGGCAGUAUGGGCGCAUCCCUGACGACAGUAUUCUCCUGCUCCGUACAGGCUGGGGGGAGUGGUUCUGGGAACAAGGACCCCAGGCUUUCCUUGGCACAGACACUGAAGACGUCAAUCUGGUGCAUUUCCCUGGUCUCCACCCAGAGGGCGCUCAGUGGCUUGUAGACAACCGUAAUGUUAGGAUGGUCGGUUUAGACACCAUGAGCCCUGACACCGGUGAAGCUAGUGCCAAGGCGCCUCUGGUCCACCGAAUCCUUCUGCCCAACAACGUCCUCAUCCUGGAGAACGUUGCCCACCUGGACAAGAUGCCCCCUACCGGUUCCACCGUGUACGCCAUGCCCAUAAAGAUCGGCCAGGGAAGCGGAGCUCCUGCUCGGGUCUUCGCGAUCGUGGACGGAAGAACCAGCACAGCGGGGCUAUCGACGCCAAACUGGGCCGCCAUGUUGUCUACUCUGCUCAUCUUGGCUGUUAUGUAAAAUGAUGCUCACGUGACGUUUCAAUUUUCGUCUUUAGGAUAUCAACAUAACGAUAUCAACUGAUGAGCAUAAUGACCUUUAAUAUCAUGCACACAAAAAAGAUACCUGUGGCUAUAUUUUGCAUUGAUUGUUUGCGUACACUACAUAAUGUUUGUAACGCCGGCCAAAAAAAGCAAAGUUUUUAUAUGAUUAUUUUGAGGUUUUCUAAUGUGAUUUUGUUCUCUCAGUAAUCUCAUUUGUGAAAUAUUCCAAACAUAUGAAUGGCAUCCCAGGAGAC